Messenger RNA from Portunus trituberculatus (swimming crab), 2820 nucleotides. RefSeq lists its product as uncharacterized. The record is from RefSeq and is a predicted model, not a curated record. The coding region runs from base 315 to 1334 and encodes 339 amino acids. Gene Ontology annotation, molecular function: serine hydrolase activity. NCBI's taxonomy places the organism in Eukaryota, Metazoa, Arthropoda, Malacostraca, Decapoda, Portunidae. The transcript has 8 exons.
GGCCCGCCUGAGCCCCGCCUCCUUGCUUCCCAAGCUCCCAGCCACAGCUGCUGUCACAACCGGCGGGGAGCUCACUGGCUGCCACAGAAUCACUGAGGCAGGUGAAGUUGGCGGAGGGGGCCGCUUGUACUCUGUUACAUUUGAGACUGUGCUACAUGCAUGAAGUACAACCACUGCAUCAAUACAUACACACGACUGUCGGAGAAAUCCGACAGUAUCUUAGUUGUAUUUUAGCACCAACAAGCAGAGUAGAGGUGCACUGUGACUGUAAACACCCAGAGUGAGGGAGAAGACGUCAAGCCACAUAGAGCAAAAUGUUGAUGCAAACAAGACAGUUGGUGGUGAGAGCUGCUAGGGUGCCGGGUAGCAUGUGCCUGGCUGCUGCUCUUACCCCUCGAGUCACCAGCAGUCGCUCCUUCAAGACUGUUGUCUCAACACACCCCAGCCUGGUGGUGCCCCAAGGAUCCCUGCCACUCCUCCUUCAUGUCAGAGACUUCCACUCAAGAAAGUUCUCUCGGAAUGUAGAGUUCUUCACUGCCAGUGAUGCUCCUCUCCCGAAGAACACAAUGCAGGUUGCCCCUUCCUUAGGGAGUGGUGAGCGUCCACUGACACUCCUGUUCUGCUGGUUGAUGGCCAAAGAACGUCACAUCAAGAAGUACGCACAGAUGUACACUAAUAUGGGCAUUGACGUCCUCAAAGUCAGAAUAUCUCCAUUUGAUCUUCUGCGUCCCACCAAGGGAUCACAGAUUGCAGCAGAACAAGUGCUCAACUUCCUGCAUGCCAACCCCUCAUACAGCUCCCUGAUGGUGCACGGGCUGAGUGUUGGUGCUUACCUCUUCAUGGAGGUGCUGGGCAAGAUUGACCAGGACAUGAAGAAGCACGGACACUUGCUAAACCGCUUUGUGGCUCAGAUAUGGGAUAGUGCUGUGGACAUGUAUGGCAUCCCUGAUGGUGUGCCAAGGGCCAUCACCAACAAUGUCAGCCUGCAGAGGAACAUUAAGAAAUAUCUCUUGUGGUACUUGAGGGCCCACUACAACACUGCCACCAUCCACUAUGAGAGUGCCAGUGUCAAGAUGCACGAGAAUUUUGUUGGAGUUCCAGGCCUUUUCUUCUUCUCCGACAACGACCCUGUUUCGACCCCAGAGAUGAAUGCUGUGGUGUACAAGAAGUGGGAAGCCAAAAACAUUCCAGUGUAUACAAGACUAUGGGAGGGCUCUCCACACGUCAGCCAUUACCUGAGGUAUCGCAAGGAGUAUGAGGCAGAAGUGAUGGCCUUCAUGGAGCGUGUUGGCUUCAUUGAGUCAGCAACCAGGCAGCGUGCCACCUCCGUCUGAAGCUCUAACACAGUGGCAAUGCUGCCUUAUCACUUCUAGCUCUUACACUUGUGAAGGAACAUCUCUUUAUCAACCUAUGAAACUUUUUAGGCUUCCUUCAUUUCUUGAUGAGACUCCUUAUCAAUGUGUGGUCUCAUAUAUAGCACAAGGGAGCACCAUACCAAAGAGUGUCAUGUUCAAGAGUCAAAAAUGUGUCUCACAUCACCUUGCUGAGAUUCAUUGUAAAGACUGUGGAGACUUUUUGAUAUAAAUUUAUUCUUUUUACAAGUGUAGGUGGUGAUUUUGUGGCAUUUUAUGUUUUAUUAUUAUUAUUAUUAUUAUUAUUAUUAUUAUUGUUAUGAAUCCUAUUUCUUUUAUUAGCAACAUAGCCAUUUAGUUGCUUACAAGUUGGGCUUCAAAAUUAAAUGCUUAAGAGUUAUCAAAAACAUUACAUAAGUUUCCCCAUUCCUCCUCCUCUCCAUCAUUCCCCUGUCUUCACCCUCGGUCUGCUAGUGUCCUCCACCUUUGUUACCAUGAGAUGAAACUUAUAAUUUCUCUGUUAAACUGUCAUGACACAAAAAUUGUAACCCAAAUGUUUGCCACAAUUGGUUUGCUCCAGCACACAUGGAAAUGUUAUCCAAGAAAAAAAUUUCACAAAAGAAUAUGAACAAGUGAAAAAGGUAAAUAUAACCACAUACCCUUAAAAGGUAAAUGAAUUGUAGUAGAUCCGGACUGACUUGGUACUUGAGGUGUUGGCUUUAGCCAUUCACACUGUUGUCACUUCAAUCUUGGAGUAAACUGACUCUGGACCAGCAGAUUGUGGUUUGAGGAUUCAUUUGUCAAGGAUACUGGGAGACCAGUGCCACACAACUUCUAUGUGUUGCCAUGUGUACUGGAGGAUAUACAGCAUCAUUCUUCCAUCAUCAAAUGGAAACCCAUUGAAAAAAACAUGCAGUUGUAUACAACAAUAUACGAUAUUAGAAUUAUUAAGGCCAAGGAUGACAUUAUGAGUAAAAUAGAGAGAUGUUCAUGUGCCUAUCAACUGUGAACAUGACAACAAUGCAGGACAGGUACAGCCAACACCCCGAGUAGCAAGAAAGGCUGGAUUCGCUAUAGUUAUGUAAUUGGCAUCGUUUCACAUAGAAUGAAUUCAUUCUAUGAUAUUUUAUGAACUCUUUAAAACUUGAUAUUUCUUUGUAGUUUUAUUAUGAUAUGGCCUGGUGUAGAAAGGUGAUCUACAGAUGAAGGUAUUAAACUUUCAACUCUAUAGUCAUAAAUAAGUAGCACAUCUAAGCAUGCACCAAAUUUCUAUUUUAUCUAGAUUUUAUGGGGUGGGAAGUCUGAACAACUCAGAAUCCUGGAUAUACACAAAGUAAACUUUUUACGUGCUAUAAGCACUCCAUUGUUACUACAUUGUUAUUAUAGCAAUCUUCAAUGAAAUGUAAUGAGUAUAUAAAACCUUUAAAACCAUUACAGAAUGUUGGGAAUAAUAAAAAAGACAUUAUGC